Molecule: messenger RNA, 3045 nt
Organism: Plasmodium malariae
Lineage: Eukaryota; Apicomplexa; Aconoidasida; Haemosporida; Plasmodiidae
Gene: DHHC4
Product: palmitoyltransferase DHHC4, putative
Exons: 5
Coding region: 1-3045 (1014 amino acids)
Biological process (GO): peptidyl-L-cysteine S-palmitoylation; protein targeting to membrane
Cellular component (GO): endoplasmic reticulum; Golgi apparatus
Molecular function (GO): protein-cysteine S-palmitoyltransferase activity
Source: RefSeq, a predicted model, not a curated record
AUGAGAAUAUUUAAAAAGAAUAAGUUAUUAGAGAGAGUAAAUUUUGAUAAAAUAAACAAUGUACAGAUAUAUGGAGAAAACAAAAUUCACUGCAAAGGAUUUUUUGUGUCUGGACCGGCGUUUUUAACAGUCGUCUCGUCUUUUCUUAUGAUAUUAAUUCCAGUUGCCAUAUUUCAUACCUUUACGUCAACAUGGCUUUUUGAAAAUGGAAUUUAUUUGGUUACGUUUUUUAACAUGUUCUUUUUUUUCUUAACAAUUUAUACUUUUUUUAAAACAAGUUUUAUGGAUCCUGGUAUAAUACCAAGACAAAAAUCCGUUUUAAAUAUAUACGACGUGAUAAUUCAGCAAUACCGAGAAACACAGCCCCCCAGACAAAAGGAAGUUUUAAUUAAUGGGAAUUUUUAUAAGCUAAAAUAUUGUUAUACUUGCAAUAUAUAUAGGGGCAUAAGAACAGUACACUGCUCUAUCUGCGACAACUGUGUUGAGAAAUUUGACCACCACUGCCCAUGGGUAGGGAACUGUAUCGGUGCAAGAAAUUAUAAAUAUUUUGUAUAUUUUGUUUUUAAUUUAUACAUACUGAUAUGUAUAACGCUAGGAGCAAGUAUUUAUAAAUUGACAAUAUGCAUAAAUAAUUUAUCAGACAAAGGAUAUAAUAGUGAAAAAAUAUUUAUUCAUAUAUGGAAAAUUGCCACAGAUAGUAUAAUAUUGAUCAUAUAUACAAUUUUAACAUUAUGGUUUGUUAUAGGAUUAUUAUGUUAUCAUAUUUAUACUAUAGUAACUAAUCAGACAACAUAUGAACAAAUUAAAACAUUUUAUCAAAACGAUAAUCCUUUUAAUAUCGGUGUUAUAAAUAACAUAAAAGAAAUAUUAUUUACGAAAACCAGGCCAUCAUAUAUAGAUUUUAUAAACCCACGAUUACAGGUUAUUGAUAAUAAUUGUUCUCAUCAUGUUAUAGUCUUAAGUGAUAAAGCUAUACAUAUGGAUGAAAAUGCGAAUGCUAAUUUAUCCUCAGAUAAUAGUAGUAAGAAAAAGUAUAAAAGAAAAGGAAUUGGAAAAAUGGUAAUGGGAGCAGUAGGCGAAGGUGGUAGAGCCAGUUUGAAAGAAUUAAGACUACAUGAUAGUAGACUAUCCAAAAAAAAAAAAGAUUAUCAUUCGUUGUAUUCAGUUGAUAGUAAAGGUAGAAAUAAAAUGUACAGUGUUAAAAACAAAAAAAGAAAAAAAGAAAAGAGUUUUGAAGAAUAUGAUAUUACAAAAUUAAAUAAUAUAUCUAAUAAAGCAAUUGAAAAAGCUGCACAUAUUAAAUUUGACAAGAAUAAAAAUUCAAAAUUUAUUAAAAUGAAAUUAUCUAACAUUAGAAAAAACAGUUUCACGGAAGAGUUAAGUAACGAUUUUGAAGAAAUUAGUAAGUAUCAUCAUAAACGAAUUGUUGAUUUAAAUAAUACUGUUGGCUCACUAUUUAUUAAAAAUGAUAUAUCAUCAACAAAUAGUACUAAUAACGAAAUAUAUAGUGAUAUAUAUAAUGAGAGUAAGACAAGUUUUAUAUAUGAUGAUGUAGAGGCGGAAAAACUUCAAGAUUACCAUGAGGAUGACGUUGAGUACGUUAUUAUCAAAAUUAAUCGAAAAAAAGAAAGAAAAAAAAAGUAUAAUAAUAAUAGAAUUAACAAUAGUAAUGAUGCUAAUAAUGAUGAUAGUACUAACAACAAUAAUAAUAAUGAUAGUAAUAAUAAUUAUAUUAUCAUCAAAAAAAAACUCAAAAGGGAAAGUGAAAAUUUAAAAAUUAAAAUUGAUAAUAAGACGAAAGAUGAUAUAUCUUCAAGCCAAAUAAGCGAUUCUAAAAGAAUUAGAAGGAAAAAAAUUAAGUAUGAAACAAAAAUAAACUGCUUUAAUAAUUUAAUCCAUGUAAGAAAGAAAUUAGAGUAUCCUAUCUUGUAUAAAAAAAAAAUUCCUUUCAUGAAAAAAUUUAAAAACAAAGUUGAGACUUAUUACGUAGUAAAGUAUUCCAACGUAAAGAAAAAAAAUAUUAUUGCUUAUUCAGCACAAAAUGAUGGUGAUGAGGAAACUAAUAGGAUUAACUCAAUGAAGCAAAUGAGCGAAUCGAACAAUGUAAUAAGCGGCAUGAACAAGGUAAACGAAACGAACUAUUUAAAUAGAACAUGUUCAAGAGAUUAUUAUUGCCAUGACAAUGUCUACAGUAACAUUAUAAAAUUAAAAAAAAUUAGCAGUAUUAAUAAUACAAAUAGUUGUAAUAUAUCCAAUAAUUGUAAGAACAAAAAUAAUAAUAACUGCGAUUACAGUAGCUAUAGUAUUAAUAUGCAAACUAAUGAAAAUAUGAAAUUGAAGGGAAAGAAAAAAAAAAGUAAGUCUUUAAAUAAAGAUGUAGUAAUAAGCAUAUACAAUUACAAGGCGAAAGAUAAAAAGGAAAAAUAUAGCAGCGAUGAGGACAUAACAAAUUUAGGUCAACAAAAAAAAGAACAACUUCAUAGUAGUAACAGCAGCAGUAACAGCAGUUAUAACAUUAACAAGAGUAUCUUUUCAAUACAUCCUUUAAAUAUGGGAAAGAAAAGGCUUCAUUUUAAAUUACCCACCUCAUACCCCACUAAGAUAGAUAUGGUUGAGCUAGAAAAUUUUAGCAAAAUUUGCGAAAUGAGGUACACAAAAUUGUACGAAUGGAAAUAUAAAAAAAUGUACAGACGAAUAUUAAGAAGAGGAAAAAUGAAACUGCUCUCAAAACCAUAUAAAAGAAAUAUAUAUUUAUAUUAUAAUAAUGAGAAUUGUUCAUUUAUUGAAUCAAAUGAUUUGUAUAAAAUUAAUAGUGAAUUAUUAAACGGAUAUGAAGAUGCCGAUUUCUAUUAUACUAGGAUAAGUAACAAUAAAAAAUUUGAUAAUUUUAAAUUACUUAAUUUCUUAAUUCAUAUGAAUAAACAAGAUAAAAAUCGCGCUAACAUUAAAAAAAAAAGUAAAGCUUCCAAAUUUUUUUAUUUCUUUACAUCGUUUGCUCUUAUAAUUAACUGCAUACAUAUACCCUCCAAUAAUGAUAAUGACUGA